AUGCCGAUCAAGUACGGCGACUCCACCAUCCCGACCUGCUACGCCACCUGCAGCAUCGGCUUCAAAGACUCGCACACCCUCCCCCUAAAACUCAAAGCCAUCGCGGACGCCGGCUUCGACGCCAUCGAGCUCUCCAUGCCGGAAGUCCUCUCCUACGGUCAAAUGCUGCACGGCGUCAAGCCCGACCCCGCAGACUACGACACCCUUGUCUCUAUCGGGCGCGAAAUCAAGAGCCUAACCGCGCAGCACAACCUGCAAAUCCUUAUGCUGCAGCCCUUUGCCAAAUUCGAGGGCUGGCCCAAGGGCAGCAAGGAGCGCGAAGACGCCUUCGCCCGCGCGCGGGGCUGGAUCCGCAUCAUGGAAGCCGUCGGCACCAACAUGCUGCAAGUGGGGUCCUCGGACGCCGACGAUAUCUCGUCGUCCUUCGACGAGCUGGCCGCCGACCUGGCAGAGCUAGCGGACCUGUGCGCGGAGAAGGGAUUCCUGAUCGCGUACGAGAACUGGUGCUGGGCGACGCGCGCGCCGAGGUGGAAGGACGUGUGGCAAAUCGUGCAGAAGGCGAACCGGCCGAACCUGGGCAUGUGCUUGGAUACCUUUCAGAGCGCGGGAGGGGAGUGGGGCGACCCGACCACGAAGUCGGGCGUUGUCGAGGGCAUUUCGCGCGGGGAGCUGGAGAGCAGGUGGGGUGAGAGCUUGGCGGAGCUGUCGGUCACGGUGCCGGCGGACAGGAUUUACUUGUUGCAGAUCUCGGAUGCGUACAAAAUGGACACGCCGAUAGAAGCCAAGACCAACGAGGAUGGGUUGCGCCCGCGCGGGCAGUGGAGUCACCGUUAUCGCCCCUUGCCGUACGAUGGCGGGUAUCUCCCGGUGAAGGAAUUCCUCACAGCUGUGAUGGACACUGGGUUUAAUGGAUGGUUUUCCGUAGAGGUGUUUGAUCCAGGAGGACAGAAGAAGUCUGUCGACAUGGGUGAUUACAGUAAGAAAGCCAUGGACUCGCUGGGGAAGCUGUUGCAGUCGUGA
Messenger RNA from Pseudomassariella vexata, 1020 nucleotides. Its product is annotated as 3-dehydroshikimate dehydratase. The transcript has a single exon. NCBI's taxonomy places the organism in Eukaryota, Fungi, Ascomycota, Sordariomycetes, Amphisphaeriales, Pseudomassariaceae. The coding region runs from base 1 to 1020 and encodes 339 amino acids. The record is from RefSeq and is a predicted model, not a curated record.